GAUUGGCGUUGGUUUCAAUACGUGCAUAAGAAAAUAUUCUGUAAAACGAAUAGUUGAGAUAAAGGGAGCUGAGAUUGUACUUUCAGUUUUCGUUGUAGUAUUAGUAAGUUUUUUCUGAAUUAAAUGCCUAAUAAGUGGAACAAAUGUGCGAACGAUCUGUAAUAAUUUGUCUAUAAAGCGCAAUGGUAAUUCAACUGGCAUUUUUCAUAAAAGAGAAGGGGAAGGUAAGGAAACGUGAUGAUGGUUACAUGUAUUCAGUACAAGACCCCGUAGUUGUUGACAAUAUUGAAAUGGAAAUAGAGUAUGAUUUCACACAAUGUACAUUUAGUAUUAUAAUGCCGGUAUUAGUCACCCACCGUGAGCACUUUCCUCUCCGUACCAGGAAAAUAUAAAUAGCGAUAAUGACUCAUAGUCAUAACCUCUGAAACCUAAUUCAUAUAUUUCAAAACGAGCUAUUCCGCAUUGCCCGAGGGACCUUUGAAUUAUCAAAAAUUGAAGAUACUUUAUUAAUAUAAAACUUCAGAACAAGAAUUAUUAUCUAAUAUCUCACAUCGUAAAAUUGGUAUUGUCUGCGUUUCCAGAGUGUUAUCAACAAAGUACGUACAUUUGUAUUUAUCUAUUAAAACCGGAUAUUCUACCAUUGCAAUUUUUAUUUCCUAAGUAAAACAAUAAUAAAAUAAUGUCGACAUUCUGUGGAUGCAUUCCCAUACAAUCCAAGAAGAAGAAAAAUAAAGAUUGCCUGAAUUAUGCUAAACUCGAAUUAGCGGACAAGGAAGGCCAAAAAUGGAUUUCCAGCAACCGAUCUUUACAUGACAAUAUUCCCGUUCAACUAAGUCCCGAAGGUGUUGAAGGCUGGAGAUUGGAGAGACCUAACGAUAAAUUGUCGUGGAGUUUUUAUAUUAUGUCAGAGAAUAAUAAGAAAAUGUACGUCACGUUCAACGAGAGCAACAACGAUGUUACACUUGAAUAUGAUGACGAUAUCGCGGACGAUAACGGGAAGGGGAGAUAUUUUUCGAUGCUUCUUCAACCUAAACGCGGGCUGUUUCUGCGAGCUGAAAAUACAACAAACAGAUAUCUGUAUAAUAACGGAGGAAAGUUGGAAAUGGUGACAACCGAGAGUCCAACCUCUGCAAUACACUGGUUCCUUUCUCCAUCAUUUGAAUUGAUUGAUUCCAUAAUUGAUCAAUUCACUGUUCAAGUUCACCAAUUGAACAGUUCUCAGAAAUGGUUGUGUGAUGGAGCGACAGCGAAUGCUCAAAUUCAAGUCCAACAGCUCAGUUCUGAUCAGGACUGGACUUUAUCUACCACUGACGAUAGGAAAGUUCAGUUUGCGGUUGGAUCUUUAAAUGCCGAUGAUACUCUGCAAUUUGGAACUGUGCCAGCAAAUUUUACUCUCAAUCCCUAUGGAGGUGGAGUUAGUUUACAGUCCACCACGAAUAGUAAGUAUGUAGUGGCUCCAGAGGGCAAUGGCGACCUUUUAUUCUCAGCAACCGAAGGAACUUCGACAUCUUGGGAUAUAGAGAUUAUGAGAUUAAUGUACGAAUGCGAGGGUGAAAAAAUCAUUUUUCCUGAGUUUCCCAUCAAGAAAAAUAAAGAUCCGAAAUAGUCGAGCAAAAAACUAUUCCGGAUGAAGAGUGGUUCUUUUACAUGCCUGUUUGAAUGUAAGGAUUACAAAGAACUGAACUAGUUAUUGACUU
Messenger RNA from Styela clava, 1697 nucleotides. RefSeq lists its product as uncharacterized. The record is from RefSeq and is a predicted model, not a curated record. NCBI's taxonomy places the organism in Eukaryota, Metazoa, Chordata, Ascidiacea, Stolidobranchia, Styelidae.